UAUGAAUUCCUAUAUGGGAAUCUUAUAUAAAUCCAUACCCUAUAUUAGUUUUAAUGGAUUCUUAUAUAAAUACAUACUUUUUCCACAUGGAUUCCUAUGGGUUCCCAUGCAAUCUUACACGGAUUUUUUAAUAGAGUAGUGUUUUAUCAAGUUUUAAAAGAGAGCUAAAAAUUUAGUAUUUUAAAAAAUUAUUAUUUCCGUCUCGGAGAGUAAUUGUUUUUGAAUUCCUAUUUACUGUAUGAAUGCAACAAGGAUAGUUACAUUAAUUUCUCUGAGUAUGGGAGGUAUGGGGAAAAGAAAAGACAUUUCACCUCAAAUUUAACAAAACGACAGUUCCCGCGUAGUGAUUUAAACGAGUACUUUCUGAAAAAUAACGCACUCUACCGAUGGAAGAUUGGGCUCACAAAAAAUCUAACCCAUUUUUUUUUAUUACUGCGUUCAGGCUUCUUGCAUCUAAACUUUGAAAUAAACAUCAACGGAAAAAUAUUUAGGUUCAAUUAUGACAAAUAAUCCAGAUCAUAUUUUAUUAUUUUGUGGAAAAAGAAAAUCAGGGAAAGAUUAUAUUACUGAUAAUUUGCAGAAAAGGCUUGGUUCUGAAAAAAGUAUUAUCAUUAAACUUUCGGGUCCCAUAAAAAGUCAUUGGGCAAAGUCAUUCAAUUUAGACAUGAAUCAAUUACUUAGUGACGGAGAGUAUAAAGAAAAGUAUAGACUCGAAAUGAUAAAAUGGGGCGAAGAUAAAAGACGUGAAGAUAACGGUUAUUUUUGUAAAGCAGCUAUUGAAAUGUAUAAUGCACCAAGUAAAAAAAUCUGGAUAAUCAGCGACGUUAGACGUAAAACGGACAUUAAAUGGUUCAAAGAAGUAUAUGGAGAACUUUGUAAAACUAUCCGAAUCAAAUGUAAUGACGACAUAAGAUCUCAGCGAGGGUGGAAAUUUACACCAGGCAUUGACGAUUGCGAAACUGAAUGCGAUUUAGAUGAUGUAAAUGACUGGGAUUUAGAAAUAAUUAAUGAGCGUGGUGACUUGGAUGAUAUUAUAGCAAAUAUUAUCCGAAUUAUUAAUUAAGUAUACAUUUUAAUUUUUUAAAAUUUCUAAUUUUUAUAUUAAUAAAUUUUAUAGUUUUGACAAAGUUGCGUAAAGAUUUUUUCAACGUGCCCUAAAAAAGACAAUAUCUAAUUUCUUGUCACGAAAUAGUAUAUUGUGUGACUAGGGAUGAAACAAAACGAUUUCAGACCAAGGUGAAGUCGGCUGAAAUAAUCCGUAGUCUGUUUUUCAUCUUUUGUCCCAAAUUCAUUAUAUUUUUCAAUUAAAGCUAGUACUUGCGGAUGGAUACUGAAUUUAAUUUUCUUCAUAUGUAAUUAAAUUUUUUUUUAUUGCGAAUAUUUAAAGCUCAAUACCUUUUUACCUAUUAGGAUUACGAAAAAACUAAUUAACUACUUUUUUGUAGAGAAUUAAAUUUCCUACAAGACUGAUUGAUGGAAAAUACAGAAAAAAAUUUUUCUUUCUUUGGCAUUGACUGAAUAAAAAAAAUGAUAAAUUCACUUGUAAUUUUUAAUUUUAAGGCUCAAAAAUUUAUUUUAAGGCAAAAAAGUCAAUCAAAAGAUAGUAAAAUUGUCGUUUAAAUUUAUUUGAUAGUCAAUGUACAUUUAUAUCAGUUAAGACGUGAUUUACUAUCUUUUGAAUUUGAGCGAAAAAUUUGAUGGCGGUCAUCGACUUUUGCAAUUUUGGAAAUUUCAAAAUUUUCCCAAAAAGCGAUUUUUUGAAAAUUUUUUUCAAAAAAAUUUUUUUUUGGUACCUUUAAGUAUCCUCUUUAAAACCUAGCUCAGAUCAUUAGAGUAAUUGUAAUACAUUUCGAGAUCUUGGAAGAAUAAGUUUAAGAAACAGGAAAAUUAGUGAAAUUUUCAAAAUUGCAUAACUUUUGAAAAAAUUUUUUUAAUUUUUUUUCCCUUGGCAGAACUUCGUUAUAUGAUGAGAGAAAACUUCUGACCAAAAUUCGUCCAAAUCGAAAGGGGUCGAUUCCAAUUAUUGGUCGAUUUGACAUGGAAUGACCCUUCUUGAAGAAUUAAGAUAUCAAGCUGCGCUUUGGAGGAAAUUUUCUUUAUACCUUAGAGGUUUUUGGAAUGAUAGCCAAAAAACUUUUUUUUUUGGACCACUCUAGUGAUCAUCUAUUAGCGCAAACGUAAAUUGUGAUUUGCAACUUAUAAUUAAGCAGAAACUAUAAAUACUAAUUAUUAUUCACCCUUAUUUUUAUAAAACCUAAUCACCAAGUCAAAACUGUCAUCUACGUAAAUAAAAUUAAAGGUCUGAGAUUAUUAUUAACUAAAUGACAAGUAUCAGAAUUUAAAUUACGAAUGCCUUCAGUUAACGGACAGAAACAUUAUUCGCACAGAGGCAAAAAUUUAAACUUUCACAUACAGAUCUGGUGAAAAAUAAGUAAUUAUUACAGUUCUACAUAAGACUUUUUUCAGUCUUUAAUAACGCUUUAUGCAUAGUAAAGUUUCGUUCAACAAAAAAUACAUUAGAAGCUAUAAAAUUUGGUAUCUAUAUUUGUAAUUACUUUAUAACAAGAAGUUGUCUCCAUUAUUACAGUGCAAAGUAUAAUACAGUAGAAACUCUGUAAGUCGAACCUCGAUAAGUCGAAAACCUCCUAAACUCGAAGAAAUGUUUCAUCCCCUUCCCUCCAAGCCCCAAAACCUCCGUUGCUCGAAACUUUUACCCUCUAUAAGUCGAAAUAAUUAGUGAGUCCCUACAAGCUAUUUCUGUACAUUUUUACCCUCCAUAACUCGAAUACACUUGGACCUCUUUAUCUCGAAUUUAAAAUUAUUACCGUAAGUAUCUUAUUAGGAUUACCAGCUCUACAAAAUGGUAAUGGAAUUUAUAGCUGACGUCAGGUUUUCUGUUGGCGAUUGUAAAAUUAUCAUACCUUUAGACUUAGUUAGGAUUCACUGCAACACACAUCAAUUUCGACAGCUCCUGCUGCCUAACUCGAAAUCUCUAUAACUCGAAUUUUUUUGUCUCUCCCUUGGAGUUCGAGUUAUAGAGGUUCUAUUGUACUUGAAGUUUUUUAUACGAGGGUCCUGUUUUUGUACUAAAAACUGUAAUUUUUCCACUGAUAUUUUUUCCGUGGUGUGUAAUAUACUCGUUCGCAGCUUGAUUCGACAGGCUGUAUCAAGGUAUCAUUAAAAAAAUAUUUUUAAUAAUACCUUCGAACUCCAACUUGAUAAUUUUUUCGAUCUUUUUAUUGCCCAAAAAAACAAUCCGAAUAUACAGAGUAAGGAUUAAUAAAAAAUCGAGCAAAUGGUUUUAAUAUAAUACACAAUGUUUGAUAAGUUUAUUUUUAUAUUAUAACUUUUUUCAAUAACUCAAUAUAUAUAUAUAUAUUAUUCGAAUCUAAAGUAACAGACUCUAAAUAAGAAGUUGAAUUGUAUAAACGUACUGAUUAAUAUCACAGUUAGAAUAACUUAUGGUUAUUAUUUUUGUAUUAUAAAUGGCCUUAUAAACUUCGACUUAAUGGCCAAAUAAAUGAUAAAUAAAUAAAUAUUUUAUAAAGAAAAU
Molecule: messenger RNA, 3553 nt
Organism: Microplitis mediator
Lineage: Eukaryota; Metazoa; Arthropoda; Insecta; Hymenoptera; Braconidae
Gene: Pmvk
Product: phosphomevalonate kinase
Exons: 4
Coding region: 500-1063 (187 amino acids)
Biological process (GO): isopentenyl diphosphate biosynthetic process, mevalonate pathway; cholesterol biosynthetic process
Cellular component (GO): cytoplasm
Molecular function (GO): phosphomevalonate kinase activity
Source: RefSeq, a predicted model, not a curated record